GUGCCGAUCCCUUACAACAACAUCGGGGAAGUGAUGGCAGACCUCUUUGCGGUGGAAGGGAACGCCGCCUCCUCCGGCCUCGCCCAGCUGGCCGCGUACAGCAUCAAUGCCUGGCAGGUCAGCCGCUUCCUGCACUCCUACGCGCUGGCUGCCCAGGACCUCCCGGCAGAGAAGCUGCAGCGUCUCCAGGAUCAGUUCUCCUCCGCCGUGGAGGACUACGAGAGGCUCCUGGCCCAGGCUGGCCCUCUGGCACUGUCCGAGGUGGAGCUCCUGCGGAGCCGCUUCCGGCGAUACCUGCGGGAGGCCCGGGCCGUGUGCGCAGAGUCCUGGGCCCGCUUCCAGCCCGUCUGCAUGGUGGCCGGCUGUGCCCUCCUGGCCUCUUCCUGCCUGCUGUGCUGGCUGGCCUCCCGGGCCCCGGCCUCCGCCUCGAGCACCUCCUUUCGGCACCUCCUCUUCUACCCUCUGCU
Gekko japonicus is the source of this 467-nucleotide messenger RNA. Its product is annotated as GPI ethanolamine phosphate transferase 3-like. The transcript is spliced from 2 exons. Lineage: Eukaryota; Metazoa; Chordata; Lepidosauria; Squamata; Gekkonidae. Gene Ontology annotation, cellular component: endoplasmic reticulum membrane. Gene Ontology annotation, molecular function: mannose-ethanolamine phosphotransferase activity. The annotation marks the transcript as partial. The record is from RefSeq and is a predicted model, not a curated record. Gene Ontology annotation, biological process: GPI anchor biosynthetic process.